AGAAAAAAAGAAAAAAAAAGGAAAGAAAUUGAAUUUAACAAGAGACAUGACUUUUCCCCUUUCUUCCUCCCUCCUCGGAAGUCGUUGAAAUGGCACUCGAAACUCAGAAUCUCUGAUUUUAUCCCAAACUACUCGCCGUCGCCGGGAUCCACCGCCAUGGAAUCGAGCGUACUGGAGACGAUCGGUGUCGAGAUCAUCGGCGUCAUGUCUCCGGUUUCAAUUUGUAUGCUUCUCGUCGUUUUAUUGGUCUAUUCCCUCUCCUCAGCCGACCCUCUCGCCUCCGCCUCGAUUCGCACCGCCGCCAAUCUCGUCUACCUCGAGACCCCUUCCGAUUCCACCGCUCAGAAGCUCGAAGGUGCCCUUCUCAAUGCCUUGGUCUUCGUCAUUCUCAUCGCCGUUGUUACCUUCCUUCUCGUUGUUCUUUACUACUACAACUUUACCAAUUUCUUGAAGAAUUACAUGCGAUUUUCUGCGUUUUUCGUGCUUGGUUCCAUGGGAGGCUCCAUCUUCUUGUCUAUUAUCCAGCAUUUUUCUAUACCGGUUGAUUCGAUUACUUGUUUUAUUUUAUUGUUCAACUUUACGGUGGUGGGAGUGCUGGCGGUGUUCUCAGGAGGAAUCCCUAUCAUCAUGAGGCAAUCGUAUAUGGUGUUUUUGGGGAUAAUUGUGGCUGCUUGGUUCACCAAGCUGCCUGAGUGGACUACUUGGAGUUUGCUUGUAGCUUUGGCUCUUUAUGAUUUGGUGGCUGUUUUAGCACCUGGUGGACCUCUUAAACUGUUGGUGGAGUUGGCCUCGAGCAGGGACGAAGAGCUUCCCGCUCUGGUUUAUGAGGCUCGGCCUACAGUGUCAAGGGGUCCGGAGAAUCGGGGGGGAUUGGGACUUUUAGUUGCUGGGGUCUCAGAUUCUGGAUCAAUAGAGCUUCAGGCACGUCCAGAUAGCAAUUUGAACCGUAAUGGGAAUGAAAACCUUCGUAAUUCUGAUCGCCCUGCUGCUGACAAUCAGAAUUUUCGGAGUGAAGAGGUUGAAAGAAAUGGAGAUGAAGGGGAAAGGUCGCCAUUAGUAAGUUACAGUCGAGAAAGGCACUCAUCAGAUAGUGGAUCAUCUGGUUAUUCAACUGGAGUUCUUACUCCAGAAAUGAGACGCCACUUCGGUAACAGAGAAACGGAAAUCCAUGUUGAUGGGGAAUUGUCUCCUCUGGUUGAAUUGCCAAGUUUGCGAAACCAGAUAGAAAUGGAAAGGGUUGUCCAAACUGAGGUUACAAGUAGAGGUAUUAGGCUUGGUCUUGGGGACUUUGUGUUCUACAGUGUCCUCGUGGGUAGAGCUGCAAUGUAUGAUCUUAUGACAGUCUAUGCUUGUUAUCUUGCUAUCAUCUCAGGACUUGGAUGCACUCUCAUUUUGUUAUCCGUGUGUCAUCGAGCUCUGCCUGCACUUCCCAUAUCUAUCACUUUGGGUGUCAUGUUUUACUUCUUGACUCGGUUAGUUAUGGAGCCGUUUGUUGUUGGAACUGCCACAAAUUUAAUGAUGUUCUGAUUCUACUUUUUUGCCGCCCCAGAGUUUAAAUCCCAAUUUAGGAAAGGUGAUGAUUUCAUAGAUACUGGAUUUAAUGACAGUGGAAAUGAAUAUAUUCAUAUCGAAUUCCUUUUCUCCUUGUGCAUCUUAAAUGUUUUGAUGGUAGAUUUUAAGCUCAGCAAUGCUUACAGGUCACCAUAUCUAAACUGUUCAAAGAAGCUACUACAUGUCAUCAUAGUGAUUUUUAAGUUCUCAAUUAGAUUUCAAUUACUCUUUCUUCUGUAAUUGUAUUCUUCGUAAAUUUAUGUUUCAUUCUCUGUUCAUACAAAAUAGAGACGCAGUUUAAUCCCAAAUUCACAUACUACUUCUAUGUUUGACUGAACAAAAAGGGCAGGAAUAGAAAAUAAGGGGGUGGGUCUUUUGAAAUUGUCUUUGAAUGCCUAUGCAGCAAAAUUACACGGCUGACAACCAUCUUGGGCUGUACUGUUUUUUUCCCCCCUAUUAUUUUGUCGUCGAGGAAUAAAUGUUUCAAUUGUAUGAUGAAAUAUACAAAAGGGGAGAUUGCACACAGGGAGGGUUACAAAACAACCCUCCAACUCAUCAAAAGGGGAGAUUUGUAAAAGACAUGUAAUAACACAUACACCAAGAUAAGGCCAUAACCAAAACAUCAUUAAGUAAUUUGUGGAAAACCGGGAAUUUUUCAUUGAAAAACAUGUUGUUCCUUUAUCUCCAAAUACACCAGAGGGAGGCUCUAAUGAGUAGGGCCAGAGAAUUUCCUUUUCCUUCUUGAAAGGAUGCCCCACCAAUAACUCCUGAAGAAGGCUGUUAAUAGAUUCCAUCGAUAUGGCUCCAGAAUUUGCUAGCAAAAUUGCAUGAGAUGAACAAGUGCCCCUGUGUUUCAGCUUCUUUACAGCACAUUUACACCAGAUGAAAGAAAUGGUUGGGUGAGGCUGCCUUCUUCGGAUGGCAUCUUGAGGAUUAAUGCUUAUGUGGCUGAGUGCCCAACACUAAUUUUCUUUAUCCUGGGAUAUGUGUCUUUCCACAUUCUAUCAUCAAAAGAGCUAAUGUGAGGUCAGUAGGCUUUGUGAGCUCCUUCAUCCUGGAUUUGACAGAAAAACUAUUUAUGGAUUCAUCAAGCCAUGUCCAUCUAUCUUCUGAGGAGAGAGAGAUGUUGAGCAGCUUUGGGAAAAGAUGUUUCAUUCAUUAAAUUCUCUCUGUAACAUCUUACCAGUUUUCUUGACACCCAAAUAUUGUAAGAUCAGGCAGGUUGUCUCGUGAGAUUAGUCGAGGUACGUGUAAGUUGGUCCAGAUACUCACAAGUACUGAAAAAAAGCAGGGGAGAGUUACUGUAAUGAGCUGCCUUAUAGAUUUUAGCUUGUUGCCUAGCAUGGCUUGCUUUCUCUCAAGCUUAGAGAUACAUUUGAAAUCAUCAUUUGUAGUCUAUGAUUUUCCAUAGAAAACGAACAGGAAUCAGCUUGUAGAACAUAGUUGUAUGUUUCCACUGAAAUUGUGUUUUAUAUACUGUUUUAACAGGCAACUUACAGGUAGAUCGAUUUCUUUGUAGGAUAACAGGAUUUGGGUUUCAUUACGUCCAAAGUUUAGGAUAUUAUCUAAUUGGUUCCAAAUAUAGCAUUAUCUGUCACUUCACGUUGUCUGUGAAACCUUCUAUUGCACAACAUGAUUUUUUUUUUUAUUAAUGACUCAUUUUUCCGCAGUUUUCUUGGCGAGUGGUCUAUGUAUAGACUAUGGAAGGUGCAAAGCUUUGUUUCCUUCCUUUAUGAUGGGUUGUAGUAGAAUCUGAACACGCAUGAGAAUGUCCUUAUCUUGUUCUUUCAAAAUGGUAUCAAUUCUUUCCACAUAGGGACAUUCUUAUAUGCUUGUACAGAUGAAAGAAGAUAUUUGCAACGUGGGCUUAUUUUCAGUUGGUAUAGCCUCUUUUUCUGAUUCUUUUGUUCGUUUUGGUUGUUAAGUCCUUUUUCUUUCUGCAUGGUGUUUUAGAUCCUUCUACAUUCUUUAAUGACAUUUCUGUUCUUUACAAGAAAAGCCUUUUGAAACCUCUUAGCCUUUAUCAAUGUCAUGCCUCCUUAUUUACCACGAGAUCAAUCUAUGAUAAUUUGGUACUGUUUCUAUUGAAUUAUGGCCUCUAAUCCUUGAAAUACGUGGGCUUCGAGCUCUGCUAUUUUCUACCCCAAACAACUUCUAGCAUAGCAAAUUCGAUCAGUUUGAUAUUUUGAGAUUUAUUUCCUUCAUGGCAAAUUGUGAGAGCAUGGAUUUGAGCUUUUCACUUUUUAUUUAUUUAUUUUUUCUUCCAUUGUCAAGUUGGGGUGGGGAGAUUUGAGCGAACUUUUGAUUGCGAGUGUGAGCAUUAACUAGUUGGACUAUAUUUAGGUUAACGAGCAUUCAUUUUUUAAAAGUUUAUUGAUGUAUUAAACAUUAAUAUAUAUUUAUAUUGGCAGUAUAGUUUGAUUUAAGAGAA
Molecule: messenger RNA, 3982 nt
Organism: Benincasa hispida (wax gourd)
Lineage: Eukaryota; Viridiplantae; Streptophyta; Magnoliopsida; Cucurbitales; Cucurbitaceae
Source: RefSeq, a predicted model, not a curated record